AUGCCUGAUGUACCCCACCGAUUGUGUUAUUGGCAUUUACACAACAAAGCUGUUUUAAAAGUGAAAGAUCCAUCUUUUGAGAGUAGGUUUACCAAAUUGGUAUUCCGGUACUACACAAAGGACGAGUUUGAAGAUAAAUGGUGCGACUUAGUGAAAGAUUUUGGGAUACAAGGCACUGAAUAUGCUGCAAAGCUUUAUGCAGACAAGGAGAAGUGGGCUGAAACAUUUCUGAGAGGGAAUUUCUUCUGUGGAAUGACAACUACUCAACGAAGUGAAGGUAUUAAUGCGGUGUUGAAGAAAAAAGUGAAUCAAAAGUUGAAGUUGUACGAGUUCGUCAGGGCGGUCAACAUGACCUUAUCUUUAAUUAGACAACGUGAAGCAAAGGAUGAGUACAUUACACUUCACACUAGUCCCCAGCUCGGGAAGACAAAUUUGCCACAGAUAGAGGAUGAAUUAGCAAAUCUUUACACACGGAACAUGUUUUACAAGGUACGACACCAGAUGUUGAAAGAAGGUAGGUACAUAGUGAAAACCCUAUUGGAGGAAGAGGAUGCAAUAAUUUUGAAGCUUCAGAAGUAUGCUGCUGAACAAGUGAAGAGGCAUGUAUAUGUAACACCGGAGCGUGAUCUCUUUGUUUGUGAAUGCCAACAUUUUUUGUCAUAUGGGAUACCAUGCCGACAUAUAUUUGCUUCAAUAAAAUGCCUACACAUUACUUCAAUGCCUCGAGCACUAAUACUAUCUCGGUGGAUGGUUGAGACUAAACAGACUCACAAUUUUCUAGUUGGCAAUAUGGACGCUACCUUAGACAAACGAGAGGUGGAGAGUGCAAGAUUUGGUGCAAUUAGUAGCCAGUUGGGUGAACUUGCGUAUCUUGGAUCGAGGAAUCAGUCGACAUACCAUAUUGCAAAAAGUGAGAUUGACAGAUUAUGUGGUAAGCUUAAAGCAGUUGUGGACAUGGGAGACAAGGAGAUUAGCCAUAACCUGCCUCUACACAGGGAGUUUCAAUUCCCAGUGUUGGAUCCAUACUUCACAAAAAGAAAGGGUACAGCAAAGGAUCACCGGAUUGGAGAGUCAGAUGAAUAUGAAGAUGCAGAAGAAGAUGACCAAUGCUAUGGAAUGGGAUUGAAUGAUGAAUGGGCUGGGCAAAACUCAAUGGACUACACACAACAUGAGAAUGAGACAGAAAAUGAUGUUGCUGAUGAUUUAGGCAAUGGACUAUAG
Messenger RNA from Humulus lupulus (European hop), 1221 nucleotides. Its product is annotated as protein FAR1-RELATED SEQUENCE 5-like. Gene Ontology annotation, molecular function: zinc ion binding. The transcript is spliced from 2 exons. Gene Ontology annotation, biological process: regulation of DNA-templated transcription. The coding region runs from base 1 to 1221 and encodes 406 amino acids. NCBI's taxonomy places the organism in Eukaryota, Viridiplantae, Streptophyta, Magnoliopsida, Rosales, Cannabaceae. The record is from RefSeq and is a predicted model, not a curated record.